AUGAUACCUGAGGAGAUUAGAUAUUUGAAACAUCUUCGAUAUCUGAUGAUAGAAAGAGUUACAUCAUGUCAUGCCACUAGGCUACCAAGAUCUCUAAGUAAUCUCUAUCACUUGCUAUACAUAAUCUAUGAUGGCUCAUGGAGGCUAAUUUAUCCUCAAGAUGGUGAUUUUUUACCAUGUGACAUUAGUAACCUUUCUAACUUGCGUUAUCUGGAAUUGCCCAAGACUUGUAUUUCAUCGAUUUGUGGGAUUGAGAAGCUAAAGUCUCUUCAAGAAUUGAAUAUGUUUGCUAUUAGAGAUGUGAGUGGUUAUAGAAUUGGGGAGCUAGAGAAUAUGAAUGAUCUUUGCAAAUUAGGAAUAAAUUGCCUUGAAAAUGUUAAGGAUGCCGAGGAGGCUCGUAGUGCCAAAUUAUGUGAAAAGAGGAGGCUCACAAAUUUGUACUUAAGUUGGAGUAGGGGGGCGGGUCUUACUGAUUCGAGGAACAACGAUUUAGCUGAGAACGUGCUCGACAACCUUCAGCCACCAAAAUGUCUAAGAAAUUUGCACAUAGCGUGGUACCCGGGUGCAAGGUAUGCAAAAUGGAUGAACAAUGUCAAUUCGAUCCUCAAUCUAGAGAAAAUCGAAUUGGAAUGCGGAAAGUGGGAAACUCUUCCUCCUUUUGGGCAACUUCGCUUCCUCAAGUCACUGAAACUUUUUGGCAUGCCGAAAGUAAAAUGGCUCGAAAGUAAAUUUAAUGGGAAUGAUAAAUACCGUGCUUUUCCAUUGCUAAAGGAGUUAUGGAUUGGAAGAUUAGAAGCAUUAGAGGAUUGGUUUGAGGCAGGAGUAGCUGCUGAAGACGGAUGUUUGUUUCCUUGCUUAACUGUACUGUGGCUGUAUAACUGCCCGAAGUUGAAAGAGUUGCCCACUUUACCUUCUGAGGUCGAGAGCUUGACGAUAGAUAACAAUAUGGAGUGGACGACUUUGAAUUUUCGUAGCAAUUCAAAUCCUAUUCCCCUUCAAACAUUAAAUAUCAUUGACUGUCCAAACAUUACAUCUAUUUCCCUUGAAAGAUUUGCAGCACUAAGAAAGUUGGAAAUUAGAAAGUGCCCCAAUCUGAUCUCUCUCGGAGAAAUGCAAACCAGUAAUAAUUGCCAUAUCAUGCUCAGCGAUCUUGAAAUAAGUGAUCCAUCGGUGUUGCUAAUGGAGCCAUUGAGAAGUAUCGCCUCCUUAAAAAGGCUUUGUGUAUGGCAGAAUGAUGGGCUGGUUUCAUUUCCAAAUGAGGCGGAGCAGUGGUUUCUCAAUGUUAGGUCUUCUCUUUCUAAGCUGCGCUUCCAAUAUCUCAAAUCCUUAGAGUCUCUCCCUUUCUCCUUGGAAAGCUUAUCUUCACUUCAGAGCCUAUAUAUUAAAGAUGUUUCUAUGCUUCGGGAAUUACCGAACCUUCCUCCCUCUUUGGAACGUCUAGGAAUACAUGGGAAAUGUCAUUCAGAGUUGAAGGAGCGCUAUCGAGAGGAUGGAGGCUCCGAUAGGCACAAGAUUGCUCACAUUCCUCAUAUCUCUAUUGAUCCCGAAAAAUAG
Molecule: messenger RNA, 1554 nt
Organism: Dendrobium catenatum
Lineage: Eukaryota; Viridiplantae; Streptophyta; Magnoliopsida; Asparagales; Orchidaceae
Product: putative disease resistance protein RGA4
Exons: 1
Coding region: 1-1554 (517 amino acids)
Molecular function (GO): protein binding
Source: RefSeq, a predicted model, not a curated record